AUGAUGUCCUCUGUGUCUUGGCAGCCAUGCUCCACCAAAGGGGGCUUCAGCUCCAAUCCUGCCAGUGUAGGGGGCAGGUACCCGGCUCGUGCCAGCUUCAGCUCGGUGAUGGUAUCCCAGAGCUGUGACAGUGGUAGGGGAUUCCACUGUGACCCCAGCAUGGGCAGCUUUGGCAGUCGGAGCCUCUAUAACUUGGGAGGCAGCAAGAGCAUCUCGGUCAGCGUGGCUAGAAAGGCCUCAUUGGGGUGGUCCCUGGGGGACCUUGGCCUUGGUGGCAGGGCUUACCCUGGCCUGGGGGCUGGCAGGCAGACAUUUGGGCCCACCUGUCCUCCUGGAGGCAUCCAGGAGGUCACUGUCAACCAGAGCCUGCUGACCCCUCUCAACGUGGAGAUAGACCCGGAGAUCCAGCGGGUGCGCACCCAGGAGCAUGAGCAGAUCAAGACCCUCAACAACAAGUUUGCCUCCUUCAUUGACAAGGUGCGGUUCCUGGAACAGCAGAAUAAGGUGCUGGAGACCAAGUGGGCACUGCUGCAGGAGCAGGACCAGGACUCGGGCGACACCAGGAACACCCUGGAACCCUUCUUUGAGAACUACAUACACAACCUGCAGAGUCAGCUGGGCAACCUCCAGAGUGAGGGGCUGAGGCUGGACUCAGAGCAGGGGAGCAUGCGCAAUCUCCUUGAGGACUACAAGCGCAAGUACGAGGAUGAAAUUAACAAGCGCACUGCUGCAGAGAACGAAUUUGUGGUGCUCAAGAAGGACGUGGAUGCUGCAUACACGAACAAAAUGGAUCUACAGGGCAAAGAGGUCUCCUUUACCGAGGAGCUCAAAUUCCUGAGACAUCUCUAUGAACUGGAGCUGAGCCAAGUGCAGACCCAUGUGUCUGACACCAGCGUCAUCUUGUCCAUGGACAACAACCGCAACCUGGACCUGGACAGCAUCAUUGCUGAGGUCAAGGCCCAGUACGAGCUGAUUUCCCAGAGAAGCAGGGCUGAGGCUGAAGCCUGGUACCAGACCAAGUACGAGGAGCUGCAGGUGACAGCUGGGAAGCAUGGGGACAAUCUGCGGGACACCAAGAACAAGAUUAAUGAGCUCAGCCGCACUGUCCAGAGGCUGCAGAGUGAGGUGGAUGCAGUCAACAAGCAGGGCCAGCAGCUGCAGACCGCCAUUGUGGAAGCAGAGCAGCGCGGGGACCUGGCGUUAAAGGAUGCUCAGAAGCAGCUUGGGGACCUGGACAUGGCCUUGCACCAGGCAAAGGAGGACCUGGCCCGGCUGCUGCAUGAUUACCAGGCCCUCAUGAGCGUCAAGCUGGCCCUUGAUGUGGAGAUCGCCGCCUACCGCAAGCUUCUGGAGGGCGAGGAGAGCAGGAUGUCUGGAGAAUGUCCGAGUACAGUCAGCAUUUCGGUGACUGGCAACUCCACCACUGUGUGCAGAGGCAGUGCAGCUGGCUUUGGGGGAGGCAUCUCUCUGGGUGGGAGUGGGGUUGCUGGCAAGGGUGGAUUCAGCACCCAUGUGGGCUACAGCACUGUCAAGGGAGGGCCUGUCUCUGGGGGUACCUCCAUCCUGCGGAAGACUACCACAGUCAAGACGUCCAGCCAGAGGUAUUAGCUGCCAACCCUUGCAAGCCGGGGCCCUUGCAGUCUUCUUCCUGCUCCACUCACCCACCUCUGCUGCCCACCCCACUCACCAGAGGUGCAGGAAUAGCUCAGGAUCACAGGUCCAGCGUAUUUGAAGCCAGACUCUCUGCAUGUGAUCUGCAUUUUGGGAAGGGUUCAAACCAUCCAGGUUUUCUUGGUUCUGCAAUGAUGG
This is a messenger RNA of Manis pentadactyla (Chinese pangolin), 1809 nucleotides long. It is a transcript of the gene KRT79, whose product is annotated as keratin 79. Gene Ontology annotation, cellular component: keratin filament. The record is from RefSeq and is a predicted model, not a curated record. The transcript has 9 exons. Lineage: Eukaryota; Metazoa; Chordata; Mammalia; Pholidota; Manidae. Gene Ontology annotation, biological process: intermediate filament organization; keratinization. The coding region runs from base 1 to 1608 and encodes 535 amino acids. Gene Ontology annotation, molecular function: structural constituent of skin epidermis.